Molecule: messenger RNA, 1429 nt
Organism: Megalops cyprinoides (Indo-Pacific tarpon)
Lineage: Eukaryota; Metazoa; Chordata; Actinopteri; Elopiformes; Megalopidae
Gene: gbx1
Product: gastrulation brain homeobox 1
Exons: 2
Coding region: 163-1125 (320 amino acids)
Biological process (GO): regulation of nervous system development; regulation of transcription by RNA polymerase II
Cellular component (GO): nucleus
Molecular function (GO): RNA polymerase II transcription regulatory region sequence-specific DNA binding; DNA-binding transcription factor activity, RNA polymerase II-specific
Source: RefSeq, a predicted model, not a curated record
GAGAGGAGCUGCUCAAUAUUAACGUCGAAGAUUAACUGGAGGAUAGCACAGACAGCUAAGGACAAAAAAAGCUUAGCUGUAAAGGGAAACAGGGAUUUCCACAUUCUAAGCGAGGAGUACUUACAUUCCGUAGAACAAAACAAUAUUUGGCUUACCACCAGCAUGCAGCGACCAAGCGGCCAAGGGACGGCGUUUUCAAUUGACUCCUUGAUUGGGACUCCGCAGCCCCGACCCGGGCACCUGCUUUACACCGGCUAUCCCAUGUUUAUGCCGUACCGACCCUUGGUCAUCCCACAAGCCUUGUCUCAUUCGCCUUUACAGUCUGGCAUUCCUCCGUUGGCCCCCUUGGCAUCCUUCGCCGGCCGUCUCACCAACACGUUCUGUGCCAGCCUGGGCCAGGGCAUGCCCUCCAUGGUGGCCCUCACGACAACACUGCCCAGUUUCUCGGAUCCGCCGGAUAGUUUCUACCCGCCGCAAGAGAUCCCGGGACCCCGAUUAAGCGCCGAUCCUGGGAUUAGGAGGCAAGAGAGCCCCCAUUCUGAGGAUUUGCCUGUAAGGGACAAGAGCACGGAGCUGCUGAACUUCUCGGAAACUUUUCAAACUAUCACAGGGGAGACCAAACUUUACAGCUCAGAUGAGGAGAAACUGGACCUCAAAUCAGCGGAGGCAGCGUGCAGCGACAGAGAGGAAGACAGCUCCGCGGACAGCGAGAACGAGAGUUUCUCGGACGGCAACAACUGUGGCUCAUUAUCCCAAAAGAAACUCAAACCCGGGUCUCAGGAACCUCUACCACCGGGGAGUGCGGCGGGGAAGAGCAGGAGGAGACGAACUGCAUUCACCAGCGAACAGCUUCUUGAACUUGAGAAAGAGUUCCACUGCAAAAAGUACCUCUCUCUCACGGAGCGCUCUCAGAUAGCUCACGCACUGAAACUGAGCGAGGUCCAGGUCAAGAUCUGGUUCCAGAAUCGCAGGGCCAAAUGGAAACGGAUUAAGGCCGGAAACGUCAACAACAGAUCGGGAGAACCAGUAAGGAAUCCCAAAAUAGUUGUCCCGAUCCCGGUGCACGUCAACAGGUUUGCCGUCAGGAGUCAACAUCAACAGAUAGAGCAAGGAAGCAGGCCGUGAACAAUCUGAGCAAGACUGCAAUAUUGUCUACUUUUAUUAACCAACCACUAAUAAGACACAGACUCUAUCUGACCACAUAUGAGGCACAAGGAAUUCAAAAAAAGAAAACCAUACGAGUACUUAAGAACGGAAACCGACUUCUUCGACUGCAUUGUAUGUCCCAAGAGUUUAUGGCUAUUUGAAUCGUAUUUGUUAGGGUAAUAUUUGCAGUAGCAAAGGCCCUAAUCACGGCAUAUUACAUUCUGCUUGGAAGAAAUGACUGGUCGUGGAUGUAUUUGAUUACAAUAUGACAUGACCCCUUUAC